UCUCAUUGGUGUGAUCUUUCCAGCCAUGCUGCUGCAGCUGUCUCUCGCUCUCGGGCUUAGUCUCGGGAUUCAGUGGUUUCUGUGGGUGGUGGCAGCGGUGCUUCAAACCGAGAAAUUCUACGAUCUAGCAGGUAGUGGAACUUUCGUACUCCUGUCCCAUGUAAGUCUACGAUGGAUAGGAACAAAGUAUUUGCGGCAGAGGAUUCAAACUGGGUUGAUCACGAUAUGGGCUGUAAGGCUUGGAUCAUUUUUGUUCCUCAGAAUCCUUCGAGAUGGUCAUGAUAGGCGGUUUAAUGGGGUGCGUGAUAACCCCAGAACCUUUUUUAUUUACUGGACAAUGCAAGGUAUUUGGAUCUUUAUAACUCUUCUGCCAUCUUUGAUGUUGAAUCUUGAAAAACGCGACAAACCCUUGGGGUUGGUUGACUAUCUUGGAUGGAGUUUGUGGACCAUCGGGUUUGUAACACAGGCAGUUGCUGACCAGCAGAAAUUGAGUUUUAAAAGUGACCCUGAUAAUGCCGGGAAGUUUAUUCAGAGUGGCCUUUGGGCAUACAGUCGGCAUCCAAAUUACCUCGGGGAGAUCUUACAAUGGAGCGGACUAUUCCUAAGUGCUUCAUCCGUGCUGCAUGGCUUCCAGUACAUUAGUGUUAUAUCCCCUCUUUUUGUUUGGUUUCUUCUUAAUUAUGUCAGUGGAAUUCCUAUACUGGAGAGACAGGCUAUGAAAAGAUGGGGUAAUGACCCUGCAUUUCAGGACUAUAUUAAUCAAACACCUGUUCUCUGGCCAUUUACAUUAUAACGGUCUAGAAUGUUUAUGUGCAUCUCACUGAAGUACCAGGACAAGUGUGAUACCAAGGUACAAUGUUUUAUUACACAUUAAAAAACAUUUGGUCUUCUGUGUCAAA
Molecule: messenger RNA, 899 nt
Organism: Spea bombifrons (plains spadefoot toad)
Lineage: Eukaryota; Metazoa; Chordata; Amphibia; Anura; Pelobatidae
Exons: 5
Coding region: 26-793 (255 amino acids)
Biological process (GO): lipid metabolic process
Cellular component (GO): membrane
Molecular function (GO): oxidoreductase activity, acting on the CH-CH group of donors
Source: RefSeq, a predicted model, not a curated record